UCAAAACCUAACCCUAAUAUCCCUGUCAGCACCACCGCUCUGAGAGAGGCUUCACCCGCCGAGACCGCCGUUUCGAAAGCGACAGAACACCUAGACAUAAGCGAUCUACACUACAUACAGUAUAUACGACGCUGCACACAGAACAACUCUCCAGCCACUCUCGCCGCCUCAACAGUGAAAAUCAGAAAACGAACAGGCCGUCCCCCAACGAAGACAUGUACCCUGGACAAUAUGGGACGAACGGGCAGCAGCCCCGUCCCUCACCCUACGGCCCUCCCCAAAAUCCUCCCUACCCUCCUCCCCAACAACAGCAGCAAGCCGGCUUCCCAACCCCCUACCCACCCCAGCACCAGCAGCAGUCCUACCCGCCACCGGGACCUCCACCUCCCUACCAGCAGCAGCAACAACAGGGCUUCCCUCCAACCCAGCAACAACAAUACCAACCAUACCAGCCGCCGCAAAACCAAUAUGGGGCCCCUGCUGGACCGCCCCCGCAAACACUCGUAAACGCCGCCCCGCCGCCGAAUUACCCGCCGCCACACCAACCUCCACCACAUCAGCCGGCUAACUAUCAGUCUGUCCCGACACAUCCGCCGCCAAAUCCGCCCGCGGGAUGGCCACAGCAGCAGCCGCAUUGGCAGGGACCGCCACAGCAGUAUAUGCAGCAGACCGCACCAUACCUUUCAAACUGUUCUGGCAACAAAAAGGCGUUGCUUGUCGGCGUCAACUACUUCAAUACUCGAUCCGAGCUGAAAGGAUGCAUAAACGACGUCCGAAACAUGAAAAACUUCCUCUGCACCCAGUUUGGGUUCCGCGACGACCCGCAACACAUGCUCUGUCUCACCGACGACAACACCAACUGGCACCUGCAACCCGCGCGGCAGAACAUCCUGCAGGCAAUGCAGUGGCUGGUCUCGGGUGCGAAAGCGGGUGAUUCAUUGUUUUUUCAUUUCAGUGGACACGGGUCGCAGCAGGCAGACAAGGACGGCGAUGAAAGCGACGGAACGGACGAGACGAUAUGUCCCGUCGACUACGACAAGGCCGGGAUGAUCACCGACGACACAAUGAACCAAAUUCUCGUCCGCCCGCUCCCCCCCGGCGUCCGCCUCACCUGCCUCUUCGACUGCUGCCACUCCGGCUCCUCCCUCGACCUCCCCUUCACCUACCUCCCCGACGGCCGCCUCAAAACCAAAACAGCCGCAACCCGUCUCGGCGGCGCAGCCAUGUCCGUCGGCAAAGGCUUCCUCAAGGGCGGCGUCCUCGGCGCCGGAAUGUCCCUCUUCGCCGCCGGCAAAACCCUCACAUCCUCCGGCGCCUCCCACGAGCAGUUGGUCCAACAGAAGGGAAAUAUGUUUGCCGAUGUGGUUAUGUUGUCCGGAUGUAAGGAUAAACAGACGAGUGCGGAUGCGAGGAUCGAGGGACAGGAUACGGGCGCGAUGACGUAUGGGUUUGUCAAAGCGCUGAGCAUGUACCAUGCGCCGUCCUAUGGGCAGCUGUUGGGCGAGAUCAGGAACUUGUUGGCGGGGAAGUACACGCAGAGGCCGCAGUUGUCGAGUGGGAGAGCAAUGGAUAUGAACCAGAUUUUUAUCAUGUAAAUUGGACGGCCAGCCCCCCACCUGUUGGCCUCGACGAGCCGUCCCACGCACUGUACAUAUGCCCCCACAUCCAAUCAAUCUCAAUAUAAGAGCAAUCCGAAUGCGGAUCCCGCUUUCAAACCUACACAUGCGCUGUUCUCGCUAUUGAGGUGCGGUGGAAAUGAGAGCUCCAAGCUAAUUGGCGUUUGUUUCUCUAUGGAAUACGUAUAUACGUGUAUUCAUGGGGUGCAGGGGGGCCUAUCUAAUGCUGAGGGGGCGUUGUUGCUUUACGAGAUUCCGUCGGACUGCGCAGACUCCUCCGCACUGCGACGUCGUCCGUCUCAGCCACAGACAGACAGACAGACAGACAGACAGCACAACCCCUCAGCAGCAGCGUCAUCAC
Messenger RNA from Fimicolochytrium jonesii, 1977 nucleotides. Its product is annotated as caspase domain-containing protein. Bases 216 to 1595 code for a protein of 459 amino acids. Gene Ontology annotation, molecular function: cysteine-type endopeptidase activity. Lineage: Eukaryota; Fungi; Chytridiomycota; Chytridiomycetes; Spizellomycetales; Powellomycetaceae. The record is from RefSeq and is a predicted model, not a curated record. Gene Ontology annotation, biological process: proteolysis. The transcript is spliced from 6 exons.